ACAAGAAUCAACAUCCUCUCUUUCUCUUCCACUUUCUCUUUCUCUUCAAAUCCUUAACCUUUAUUUCUUUUUAAUUCUUCCCCAUUUUACUUUCAUCAUCAUUUUCCUCUUUUUCCUUUGUUUUUACAAACAAAACACACACUUUAUUUUAUAUUCUCCAGUACACAUACUGGCCCCAGUUUAGCAACCAAAAGCACAACCCCAAAAAAAUAAAAAUCAAAAAAAUUCACAUUCUCCAAUUUGCUUCACUCAAACGGCAUUCUCUUCUCUUUCACACUCCCUCACUAUCCACUCUCUUUCACACACUUUCUCUCUCCUCUCCUCCCUUCUUCUUCUUCUUCAUCUUCUUCUUCUUUUCUCACUCAACCAAACAAACAAACAAAACUCAAACUCAACUAAAAAAAUAUGCAUCAUUUCCUCACAAAAUCCCACAUUUCUUCCAUACUCUAAAACCCCAUAAAAAUCAAACUAUUGUAUAAUUUUGGGGUUUUUAUUUUCUUAAAAAAAAAGAAAAAGAAAAAAGAGAAGAAAAAAUGGAAAAAAAACAGGGGUUUUUCUCAGCAUUAAAAGAAGAAGUAGUAAGAGGAUUAUCACCAGGUAAAUCAAGAGCUAAAAGUCCAGCAAGAAAUAUGUCCCCCAUGACAGGAUUACUUCGACGGCGUAAAAACCACCACCACGUGGCAAUACCUGAAGUGUUGAUUGCAAGAUCCGGUAGUUUAAGACCACCUGAGAUGUUAUCUCCGUUAAGAGAAGGACCUGACCAGUGCGGUGCACGUGAUGAGAGAGAAGAUACUGGGUGGGCCCAUUGGAUGAAACGUAACCCUUCAGUUUCUGCCUCUGCAUCUUCUUCUUCAUCUUCUGCUGCCUGUAAAAGGUCCGAUCUAAGAUUAUUACUUGGUGUCUUGGGUGCGCCUCUUGCACCCGUGCACGUUAGUGCUUCUGACCCACUUCCUCAUCUCAGUAUUAAGGAUACGCCCAUUGAAACUUCUUCUGCACAGUAUAUCUUGCAACAAUACACGGCUGCUUCUGGAGGGUUGAAGCUCCAAAACUCUAUUCAUAAUGCAUAUGCCAUGGGGAAGUUGAAGAUGCUAGCUUCUGAUCUUGAGACCCCCAAUAAGGUUAUCAAGAACCGUAAUUCCUCCAAGUCUGCAGAGUCUGGUGGGUUUGUGUUAUGGCAGAUGAAUCCUGAUAUGUGGUAUGUUGAGCUUGCACUUGGUGGUAGCAAGGUUCACGCUGGUUGCAAUGGGAAGUUAGUUUGGAGGCACACCCCUUGGCUCGGUGCACAUGCUGCUAAGGGUCCGGUUAGACCCCUUCGCCGUGCACUACAGGGCCUUGAUCCAAGAACCACUGCUGCAAUGUUUGCGAAUGCAAGAUGCAUUGGCGAAAAGAAGAUUAAUGGAGAAGAUUGCUUCAUCCUUAAACUGUGUGCUGAUCCCAAGACGUUGAAGGCCAGGAGUGAAGGACCAGCUGAAAUUAUACGCCAUGUUUUAUUUGGUUACUUCAGUCAGAAGACCGGGCUUCUUGUGCACAUAGAAGAUUCUCAUUUGACCCGCAUUCAGUCUAACGGAGGAGAUGCUGUAUAUUGGGAGACAACAAUCAAUUCAUGUCUUGAUGAUUACAGACCCGUUGAAGGCAUUAUGAUUGCUCAUUCAGGGCGUUCGGUGGUAACCCUUUUCCGAUUCGGGGAAACAGCAAUGAGCCACACAAAGACCAGGAUGGAAGAAGCUUGGACAAUCGAAGAAGUAGCUUUCAACGUCCCAGGCUUAUCAAUUGACUGUUUUAUCCCUCCAGCAGAGAUUAGAUAUAGUUCUGUUGGUGACUCAUGUGAGCUCCCGCAUGGCGACAGGCUGAAGACUAUGUCAGCAACAGCAGCAGCAUAUCGUGCCAAAGUUGCUUCAAUGGACAGAUCAUAUGAGAGCAAUAGGAACAACAUGUCUUGGCCGAUUGACGAUAUGCAUGUUGAUCAUUGAUGAUGGAGGGUUAACUCUGGAAUUCUCCAUACAGGUAGUAGACAGGAUAGCUAGAAUGGUAGAAGAUAGAAUUUUUUAAGGUUAAGGUUGGGUGUGUAGGAGCAUUUCUUCUCUUCAGCAGAAAUUUUCCAUUGGAUUCUUUUGUCUCAUUGAAUCUGUAAAUAGAGCACAGUGAUUCACAAGAGGGCCUUUAUACAAAAAGGGCAGGGUGAGUUUUCACAGUGCAAAUUUUAAUUUUACUGCGAGGUUUGGGUUGAGGAGGGUCUCUUGUGGAUCUUGAAUCUAAUGGAUUCUGCGAUUUAGUACUUCCCUUUAAUUAAUUGAUGGUAUCUCAAGAUCAUCCAUCUUCUAUAAUCUUUGUAAAAUUACUUUCAUCUGCUGACCCAUCAACUGAUGAUGAGAUAGAUAUCUUCUGAUUAUCUUGUA
This is a messenger RNA of Beta vulgaris subsp. vulgaris (sugar beet), 2396 nucleotides long. RefSeq lists its product as hypothetical. Bases 534 to 1970 code for a protein of 478 amino acids. The record is from RefSeq and is a predicted model, not a curated record. The transcript has 3 exons. NCBI's taxonomy places the organism in Eukaryota, Viridiplantae, Streptophyta, Magnoliopsida, Caryophyllales, Amaranthaceae.